Aspergillus costaricaensis CBS 115574 is the source of this 808-nucleotide messenger RNA. RefSeq lists its product as uncharacterized. The record is from RefSeq and is a predicted model, not a curated record. NCBI's taxonomy places the organism in Eukaryota, Fungi, Ascomycota, Eurotiomycetes, Eurotiales, Aspergillaceae. The coding region runs from base 92 to 703 and encodes 203 amino acids. The transcript has a single exon.
UGCUCGCCAACCCACUACUCAGCUUCCCCCCACCAAAACCUUUAUCCUGCGGCUGGUACACUCGAAGAGUCAUGUCAGGUCUCCAUCAACGAUGACAUCUCCCUUGAGUUGUAAAAAUUUCAUUCCACACGGCAGCCGAUCAGAGAUCCUACUCCUACCACCGCGCAGCGAUGAUUUCAUGACUUCUCACCCAUGGACAGCAAUGUACCUCAUCUCGCCUCCCCUUCCGCGCGGAGUCUCCGCAGUCCAGUUCAACAUCACGAGCCAUGACCAAGGAUGGUGCAGCGAUAGAAGCCAGGGCAUCUGGUCAUGGUUCGAUGUGUCCAUCUUGUGCUCUGACCGAGAUGGUGGUGAAGACCCUUCUUCCUUAUUUUCUGACUUGUCGGAUCAUCCUUCAUCAUAUCUCAAGUCUAGACCCGAAGAUUUCCGCCAGGUUUUGCAGGAUCAGGGGUUGCAUUUCAAGAACAUCCCCAAACAAGACCCAGAUCCAGCCAAGCCGGGGAGUAUUGCGAAGCGGAUGGCUUCGAAUCAAAUCCAGAGGUCCUGGCAACAACAUGUUGUAAUUUGGAGAGUGGAAGAUGGUGGUGAGGAAGCUGAGUUCCUGUCCUGUCUUGAAGAAGGGGAUCAGUUGGUCGUUUGGGCUCGCACACAGGUGGGUUUGUGUCUAGUCUACAAUAGUAGUAGUAGUAGUAGUCUUGAUUGAUAGACUAUUAUUACGGGAGGUGGUGCUGAUCAUCAUGCUCUGAUAGUUCCCUGGAUGGAUUAAUUGUGUGAAAAAUGUGGAAAUAAAGGUCUCGGUUGAUGAGGU